Trichoderma virens Gv29-8 is the source of this 826-nucleotide messenger RNA. RefSeq lists its product as uncharacterized. The coding region runs from base 1 to 780 and encodes 259 amino acids. Lineage: Eukaryota; Fungi; Ascomycota; Sordariomycetes; Hypocreales; Hypocreaceae. The record is from RefSeq and is a predicted model, not a curated record. The transcript is spliced from 4 exons.
AUGGAAGAUGAAUCAAAUUCGCCAAGUGACUACCGGGCUCUCGUUCGAAAACUAGGUCAAAGUCAAAGUCAUAAACUACAGCAUCUUGAUCGCCUAUUACCAGAGGAAUGCCAGAACAAGCUUAAACUCCCCAGCCGGAUGUUGAAUGAGCGAAUUGAAUACCUCUUGAGUAAUGUUGAACACGCAAGGGUGUGGGAAGGCGUAAAAGAGCGGAUGGAAACACAGCAAACAGUCCUUUUCAACCUCAUUGCCCAAUCAGAUAACCUUGUCAAUAUCAGUCUCGCAAAAGACUCCAAAGAAAUGGCCGUUGCAAGUAAACAAGAUAGCUCUGCUAUGAAAAUCAUAGCUCUGCUCACUACCUUUUUCUUACCAGGUACCUUCAUUGCGUCAUUCUUCGCAAUGCCUCUAUUUGACUGGUCCGAGCCUUCACUCAACCAUGUUACAACUCGUCACUUUUGGGUCUUUUGGGCUGUAACUGGCCCUGUCACAUUAGCUACUAUGGCAGGUGUUAUUGCCUGGGCACUCUGGAACAACCGUCGUGUUGAACUCCUGCAGUCUCGUGCAAGGGAGAGUGUGGGUACCAAGUCUCAAGGAGACAAUGGCCAGGACACAGACAAGGAACAAUCGACUGGAAAUGAUUCAAAUGAAGGAGGGAUCACAAACGAAGAUCAAGCACCGAAAAGUGGGACAGAUGGGGUGCGAAAUCUCAAAAAGUAUUCUCUGUUGGGCAUACUUAGUCGCCGACGCCGCCGUUCCGGUUCCACCAAAGCCGAGCCGUAGAUAUUCGAGGUCUCUCAGCGUUGUCAAUAAAGCGACUGGCAUUCAG